Molecule: messenger RNA, 1413 nt
Organism: Sciurus carolinensis (gray squirrel)
Lineage: Eukaryota; Metazoa; Chordata; Mammalia; Rodentia; Sciuridae
Product: V-type proton ATPase subunit S1-like protein
Exons: 8
Coding region: 329-1234 (301 amino acids)
Cellular component (GO): proton-transporting V-type ATPase complex
Source: RefSeq, a predicted model, not a curated record
UAUCAAAGACGGGUUCUUCAAGCUCUUAUUUCGCUCCUGAAAUGAAACUCGCUUUGUAUAGAGGCAUCCACCAGGGCCUACGGUGUUGCUCCUUGGGCAAGGAGGGCUGAUGAUGCUCAUGCAGCUCCCUGUGUGAUGAGGAAACAAGGGGGAAAAUCACUUGCCUGGCACCAGCUGGGUGUGCAAUUGCCUGGUGUCUGACUCCAAAGCCAAUGCUCUUCACCAUUCCCUUCAAUGCCUCUGAGCAGGUGGAGAGGGAUGAAUUCAACAGGAAACCUUGAGCUGGGAUGUAUGUAAAUUUAGUUCUCAAACAUCUUCAAAUAAAGAAAUGCUUAAAAAGAAUGGUCAACAGAGUAACAGAGAUAUGAAACCAACCCAGAAUUUCACAACAAUACCAACCACAAAGGCUUUUAACAAUGUGAGCAAAGAAGGACAUUUAGAAAAAGAACACUGGAAUGCCUUCAGUCAUCAUAACCCUGUCACUGUCUCUGCUGAUGGAAUUUCCUGCAUUCUCUUCUGGGCCAAAAGAAUAACAAUUAAAUUUAAGAAUCGUACCUGGCUGGACCUUACAGAUGAAGCAUUUGGUCAAAAGGCAAUAGUGGACUCGGGCGACUCAAACUGCAGUGAGGAAAGUGCCAUGUUGUCUUUGAAGUUUGGUGAUGACGAAAAUCCCCAAAGUCUUGAUAUAAGAUUCUUCCUUACCAAUUACAACAAAUGGUCCAGCCAGAGUUGGUUUAGUUUGCACCGAGUUGAGAUUAUUUUCAACAAUUCAGUCCAAGCAACUUUUAAUGUAACAGGCAUAUAUGCUCCAACAAGUUAUUCCUACCACUGCCAACGUGUCAGCAGCCUGCAGCAGCGUGAUGCCCUCUUGUUGCCCAGUGACACAGAUGAUGUGUCAAGCUUAUGGGAGGUCACCUUCGUUGAUUUCCAGAUCCAAGGCUUUACCAUCGAAGGGCGGCAGUUUGCCAAGGCCCGGGACUGCACCUCUUCCUUCUCUCCAGCUGUUUUGAUUGGCCUGGCCAUGUCCCUGAUCCUGCUGCUGGUGCUGGCCUACGCCCUGCACAUGCUCAUCUACUUGCGCUAUCUGGAUCGGCACUAUGAGUUUAUCACCUCUCCUGCUCACUUCCCACCGUUGAAAGCGAGAGACAUGGCAGAGGAGAAGGAGCUGCUCAGGAGCCAGGGAAUUGAGUGCUACGAACUGAGGAGCCAACAGAUCUGCAAGAUCUAUGUUUAACAGCCUGGGCCUCCCUCUUCCUCACCACGUCCACAAUGGCUCUGAAAGAGGUGGUUUCUCUUCUGUGUUGUUUGACUUGUGAAUGGCUUGAUUUAAAAAAAAAAACAAAAAACAAAAAACAAAAACACCAAAAAGAAAAUACAUAAUGCAUUGAUUUUGAAACAUCCACCUGUUACUCA